AUGGCCUCUUCCACAGACCAACGCAUUUGUUUCUCCUUGUGCCUCUUCCUCUUCCUCUUCCUUCAUCUCUCAACCUCAACCACAGAUACCCCAAUUCCAGCACCAUGGCCGGAACAGUUCCACUCAGUCCUAUUCAUCAACAGAAGCGGCACUCUUCAAAAAACUGACCUAUGGUACGAUUGGCCCAACGGACGCAACUUCAACAUCAUCCAGUAUCAGCAAGGUGUUCUCAAAUACGACCUUGAAUGGAACAAUGGAACCUCUUUUAUCUAUACUCUAGACCCUUUCAACCGCACUUGCAAAAAGCUUCAUUUUGAUGUGGGAAUUCUCCGACCCAACUGGCUUGAAGGUGCCAAAUAUUUAGGUCAAGAAUAUGCUGAUAAUUUUCUAUGUAAUGUUUGGGAGAAAGCUGAUUUUAUUUGGUACCACGAGGAUGUUCUCACUAGAAGACCCGUCAAGUGGAUCUUCUUAACCUCUGGAAUGGUUUCUCAUGUGAUGACAUUUGAGGUUGGUGCAGUGUUGGAGGAUGAGCAUUGGCAGGCUCCUGUCUAUUGUUUUAGUAAGUCAGAGCCUGAACCUCGGUUACACAACAUAAUGAGCAGCUCCUUAUUAGAUUUAGAAGCUGCGGGUGGUGAUGCCCAUGGUUUUCGUCAGACAUUAAUCAGUGAGUGGUAA
Vicia faba (fava bean) is the source of this 675-nucleotide messenger RNA. The record is from the annotation of a GenBank genome assembly. NCBI's taxonomy places the organism in Eukaryota, Viridiplantae, Streptophyta, Magnoliopsida, Fabales, Fabaceae.